AUGGCUGGAAAAAAUACCAUAUUUGUUGUGGAAACAAUUAUCAUAACAUUUCUUUUUUUCAAUAUUAUUGGCGUAUUUUCUGAUGAUUUAGUUCCAAUUCCAGCUGAUAAAUCACAAUUAAAUAGUUGGUUUGAAGCAAAUGUUAAACCAUUAGAUGCAAGAAAAGACACUUUAGACCCUGCCCUUGUAGCUGCUGAAGCUAAUAAAACUAUUAUUAAGGUGAGGACAGAUGGAAGUGGUGAUUUCAAGACUAUAACAGAAGCUGUUAAAAGUAUUCCAGAAGGGAAUAAAAGAAGAGUUAUUAUUUGGAUUGGAGGUGGAAAUUACACUGAAAAAAUCAAAAUUGAGAGAACAAAGCCUUUUGUUACAUUUUAUGGAGACUCUAAAAAUGUCCCAAAUAUUAUAUUUCAUGGAACUGCAAAAGAAUAUACUACUGUUGACAGUGCCACUGUGAUUGUUGAAUCUGAAUAUUUCAAUGCUGUUAAUAUCAACUUCGUGAAUACAGCACCAAGACCAGAUGGGAAAAGUGACAAAGCUCAAGCAGCAGCAUUGAGGACAGGAGGAGAUAAAGCCUCAUUGUAUAAUUGUAAAAUGUUUGGAUUUCAAGAUACAUUUUGUGAUGACAGUGGAAAACAUUUCUUUAAAGAUUGUUAUAUUGAAGGCACUGUUGAUUUCAUCUUUGGCAAUGGCAAAUCCUUAUAUCUGAACACAGAGACACAUGUAAUUCCAGGGGAUCCAAUGGCAAUGGUAACAGCACAUGCAAGGGCAGCAGAAAAUUUUGAUAGUGGAUUUUCUUUUGUACAUUGUAUGAUUACUGGUACUGGAAAUACAGCAUAUUUAGGAAGGGCAUGGAAACAAUACUCUAAAGUUGUUUUCUCUUAUACUGAUAUGACUGAUGUUAUUCACCCUGAAGGAUGGUCUAAUUUUGGCAAAAAAGAAUUUGACAGCACGGUAUAUUAUGGUGAAUACAAGUGUAAAGGAGCAGGAGCAACUUUGGAUAAAAGAGUUCCAUUUACAAAGAAAUUAAGUGAUGAAGAGGCAAAACCUUUUAUUUCCCUUGCUUAUAUUGAAGGCUCCAAGUGGCUACUUCCUCCUGUGACACUUUAAA
Messenger RNA from Solanum tuberosum (potato), 1108 nucleotides. Its product is annotated as pectinesterase 1-like. Gene Ontology annotation, molecular function: pectinesterase activity. The record is from RefSeq and is a predicted model, not a curated record. Gene Ontology annotation, biological process: pectin catabolic process; cell wall modification. Bases 1 to 1107 code for a protein of 368 amino acids. The transcript has 5 exons. NCBI's taxonomy places the organism in Eukaryota, Viridiplantae, Streptophyta, Magnoliopsida, Solanales, Solanaceae.